Molecule: messenger RNA, 3383 nt
Organism: Girardinichthys multiradiatus
Lineage: Eukaryota; Metazoa; Chordata; Actinopteri; Cyprinodontiformes; Goodeidae
Gene: mtmr2
Product: myotubularin related protein 2
Exons: 16
Coding region: 157-2100 (647 amino acids)
Biological process (GO): dephosphorylation
Molecular function (GO): phosphatidylinositol-3,5-bisphosphate 3-phosphatase activity
Source: RefSeq, a predicted model, not a curated record
AGGGAUUGGGAGGCUUCUGGGAAAAAAUGGCAGCUUCCUUUUGUUUGUGAAGAUUUGCUGUGCUGGGAGUGAGCAGUUAAAGGCGUUUUUCAGCGGAAACCCGGGUCUCCUUCACGUAUUUGGGGAUCGCCCUACCAUUCGCCCAAACUAUAGAAGAUGGAGAAGAGCGGGAGCAUCGACAGUUUGGGCUCAAAACCCUCCUCCUCCCGACAACCAAGCGUUGAUUCAUUGUCCAGCACGUCCACCUCUCGCUCAGACCGCUCUGCUCAGGCCAAGCCACCGUCCGCUUUGUCCUCCGACUCGGUGUCGACCUCUGCAGAGUUCUCUCCAGAGCUCCGGGUAAAGCCCAAAGCUGCUGCCAAGAAGGUGCAUAGAGACUCGGACAAAGAAGAACCACAGUUGCUUCCAAAUGAAACUGUGCAAGAUAUGGCAGAUGACAUUACCUACUUCUGUCCUUUCACCGGAGCGCUGAGGGGGACAGUGAUGGUCACCAACUACAGGCUUUUUUUUAAAUCCAUGGACAGGGAGCCAGCAUUUAUGCUGGAUUUGCCUCUCGGAGUGGUAACUCGUGUGGAAAAAAUCGGAAAUACUUCGAGCCGCGCAGAUGUGUCCUAUGGAGUAGUUUGCAAGGAUAUGCGUAAUCUACGAUUUGCUCACAAACUGUUUGAGGACACUCUCAAGAAGUCGGUUUUUGAAGUUUUGAUGAAAUUUGCGUUUCCUGUUUCCAACGGGCUGCAAAUCUUUGCCUUUGAAUACGGGCAAGUUUUUCCUGAGAACGGAUGGAAGGUGUAUGAUCCCAUAUCUGAGUACAAAAGACAGGGUAUACCCAACGAAAGCUGGAGGAUAGCAAAAGUAAACGACCACUUUGAGCUGUGUGAUACAUACCCAUCAACUCUGGUGGUUCCAGUCAACAUACCAGAUGAAGAGAUGAAGAGGGUGGCAGCUUUUAGAGUGAAGGGCAGGAUACCUGUGCUGUCGUGGAUCCAUCCAGAGAGCCAAGCCACGGUGACACGCUGCAGCCAGCCGAUGGUCGGGGUGAACGGGAAGCGCAGCAAAGAGGAUGAGAAAUACCUGCAGGCUAUCAUGGAUGCUAAUGCUCAGUCCCAUAAGCUUUUUAUUUUUGAUGCCAGACCCGGCGUCAACGCUGCUGCCAACAAGAUGAAAGGCGGUGGAUAUGAAAGCGAGGAUGCGUAUCAGAACGCUGAACUUGUGUUCUUGGACAUCCACAAUAUUCACGUAAUGAGGGAGUCUCUGCGCAAACUGAAAGAUGCCGUUUAUCCCAAUAUCCAGGACUCCCACUGGCUCUCCAAUCUGGAGUCCACUCACUGGCUCGAGCACAUCAAGUUGAUCCUGGCAGGAGCACUGAGGAUCGCAGACAAGGUGGAGUCCGGAAAAACGUCUGUGGUGGUGCACUGCAGCGACGGCUGGGACAGGACAGCCCAGCUCACCUCUCUGUCCAUGCUGAUGCUGGACGGUUACUACAGAACCAUCCGCGGCUUUGAGGUUUUGCUCGAGAAAGAGUGGCUAAGUUUUGGACAUCGCUUCCAGCUGCGUAUCGGUCACGGUGAUAAAAACCACACCGAUGCCGAUCGCUCGCCUGUUUUUAUCCAGUUCAUCGACUGCGUGUGGCAGUUGACUCGACAGUUUCCUGCAGCUUUUGAGUUUAACGAAUACUUCCUGGUAACCAUCCUGGAUCACCUGUACAGCUGCCUGUUUGGGACAUUCCUGUGUAACAGCGAACAGCAAAGGUUGAAGGAAGAGAUCCCCAAGAGGACAGUCUCGCUGUGGUCCUACAUUAACAGCCAGCUUGAGGAGUUCACCAACCCAAUGUAUGUAAACUAUUCAAACCAGGUGCUGUUCCCUGUUGUCAGCUUACGCCACCUGGAGCUUUGGGUUGGCUACUACAUCCGCUGGAACCCUCGCAUGAAACCGCAGGAACCUGUUCACCAGCGCUUUAAGGAGCUGCUGGCGAAGCGAGCCGAGCUUCAGAAGAGAGUCGACGAGUUACAGAGGGAGGUGUCAAACCGCUCCGUUUCAUCAUCCUCAGAGAGGGCGGGCUCACCCACACGCUCCAUCACUCCCGUGCAAACCUUUGUUUGACGCAUGAUUUUAUGAAAGCGCAGCCCUGCCUGGGAGAACCUGAUAAAGUAGGAAUCGGUGUCACAACUGGAGCCAAGAAGGACCUGUGUCAAACGGCCUCUUUAGAGGAUUAAUACACUGCCACCAAAUGUUUGAACAGAGUUGUAUCACAAUUAGGGUAGAGUGUGCUAUCAAUGAAGGUUUCUGAGAUCACUGGACAGUAGCCAUAUAUAAUAAACUAGUCCUCUGAGGUAGGAGGACAUGUAAAGAAAAUAAGAAAGGACUUUAAUCCUUGUUGACCAACCCACAAUCCUUCUUUGUUUUAACUACAUUAAUUAUUAUUGAGGUUAAAUGUUUAUGCCUUAUAUGCAUCAAAGGAACACCCCCUUCACUCCUUGAUAUUCAUUUCAAAGCACAGCAGCUGACAGUUUGUGAACGUAGAGUGCUGUGAGAAACCAAACCAAGUAGAAAUAUUUAAGUAUUAGUUUCAAGCUAUAACUAAAAAGAGAUGAUGCUAAUGUUUUCAACAUUUAAAAAAAUGCUUCCCUCUUAUAAAUCAAUCCUUUUAGACUGUUGUGACCAAAUAUCCAUUUUACUUUAAGAACAGAUACUAUGUAUAACAUUCCUUUACUUAACUUUUGUAAGUUUAAUUAUUUAUUAUCUUGUAGUUUAGACUUGUUUUCAUCACUCUAAGCAUCCUCUUUCUAGCCUCGUAAUUUAAUGUUUCUGGAUGAUAUCGCUAAGCUGUAAAGGAUAUGCAAUAAUUUGAGUCAAUUUUGUUCACUAAAUAUAAUAAUUCGAUGAUGUGCCUUUUAUGAUUAAUUGAGAGUAAAACUGAAGUGAAAACUGAGUGCACAACACUUGCAUGAAACACUAAUUAGCCUCAUAAUGUUUUCCUCACAUCUGAACUGUUCAAAUGUUAACUAAAUGCCCUAGUAGCAUUACAGUGAUGAUCUUUAGUUUAAAAAAGUGCCUUUUGUGGUAAAAUAGGAAAGGUUUUCUGGAGCUGACUAUUUGUGGGACUCAUACUGUUAUCUUUUUACGUUGUAGCUUUUAAAUACCCUAUACCCAUUAAACAAACUAAUUUUUCCUAGAUUUUAAUUAGUUUUUUUAUUUAACUCUUUCUGUGUCUACAUGUACAUCUCUGUCACUGAUAUUGCAUUACUGUUCCUCUAAAAUGUUCAGCUAAUAAUGUCAUACACUUUCACAUCAUUCCUUAUGCUGUAUGCACUACCUUUAUUCAUUUAUCUCCUGCAUUGUCAAACUGUAUUGAACUAUUUAAUAAAAGUGACACUGUGAAGUCA